Molecule: messenger RNA, 1389 nt
Organism: Epithele typhae
Lineage: Eukaryota; Fungi; Basidiomycota; Agaricomycetes; Polyporales; Epitheliaceae
Exons: 10
Molecular function (GO): zinc ion binding
Source: RefSeq, a predicted model, not a curated record
GCCCAAGUGCUCGAAAUAAUCCCCGACGUUCUUCCGGCGCACGUCUUCUCGCUUGUGGAGCAACACUAUCCAAGCUUCAAGGAGAAGGUCGUCGAGUCCGUCCUCCACCUGUUGUUUGAAGACCCAGGAUACCCCAAGAUCGAGGCGAAGGGGAAAGGCAAGCGGACACACGAAGAUGAUGAUGUCACAACCAGCGCCGGGCGCUCGGUGAAGACGCGUGUUGACUACGGGGACAAGAAUCGAAGAGCGGAAAAGUCAGCGUUCUAUUUGGACCUCGCAAUCUCGCAGCUGGAGAAAGACUUCCCUCAAACUCCCACGGCGUACCUCCGCGCAAUUCUCCAGGACAACAACAACCUAUACGCCCCUGCGUACCUCAUGCUCCUUGAGCGCCACAAUUUGGCACCCCUGCCCUUCAAGCGACUAUCGCGCCCUCGGACGAAGGGCAAGGGCAAGGCCCGCCAACGCUUUGAUCCAGAGCUUAGCGCUGAGCUCCGUUGGAUCCAGGGGAGGGAAGAAGUGCACGAGGUACAGCGCGCAACGGAGAUCCCAGAGGAACAGGCGAUGCUCGAGGAAGACAGCAUCGAGUGCGGGUGCUGCUUCACCGACUAUCCCUUCUCCAAGAUGGUGCAGUGUCCCGAGGCGCAUCUGUUCUGCAUGUCAUGCAUGACGACGUACGCGGAAACGAAACUCGGCGAGCACGACGCGCACAUCGUCUGCAUGGACCAGUCUGGGUGCAAGUUACCGUUCCCGGACUCGGAGCUCCGUCGGUUCCUGACGCCGAAGUUGCUCGAGCUCUACGAGCGCAUCCAGCAGCGGAAGGAGAUCGAGGCCGCCGGGCUCGAGGGUCUCGAGGAGUGUCCGUUCUGCGAGUACAAGGUCGUGAUCGAGAACGAGCACGAGCGCCUCUUCCGGUGCGACAACACGGAGUGCGGUGCGGUGACGUGUCGACAGUGCAAGAAGCUGGACCACCUCCCGAAGAGCUGCCAAGCAGAAGUCGACGACGACAAGAAGCUGGACGCCCGGCACACGGUCGAGGAAGCGAUGACUGCCGCGCUCAUGCGCAACUGUCCCCGAUGCAAGAAAGCAUUCGUCAAAGAGAUGGGGUGCAACAAGAUGACCUGCCCGCACUGCCGCACGUUGUCGUGCUACGUGUGCCGCAAAGUCAUCACAGGCUACGAGCACUUCAACAACCCACAGGGCGGAGGCCGAGUGGACCCCAAGAAGUGCCCACUGUGGGACGCAUCUGGGAAUGUCGAAACGCGGCACAACGACGAGGUCGCCGCCGCCGCAAGGCGAGCCGCCGAAGAGUACAAGCGCGCGCACCCCGACGUCGACGAGCGCGAUCUUGCGGUCGACCUCCCGCCCCCUCCCGCUCUCCCGCCCCCGCCA